AUGAGAGAUGCUUAUCACGACCAAGUUAGCAGCUCAAGUUCCGGCAUUGAUAAUUCAGCCUUACAUUUUAAUGAUGAACCAUUGGAGAAACAUUUCGAAAUUGCGGAAGAACUUGGCAAUGGUCAAUUUGCGGUUGUUCGACGAGUAAUUAAUCGAUCAACCGGUGAGCAGUUCGCAGCAAAAUUUAUCAAAAAACGACGUUAUGCAACUUCACGUCGUGGCGUUACACGUUGUAACAUUGAACGUGAAAUUGAUGUAUUACGUGUUGUUGGUGGCUAUGAAUAUACUAUUAAAUUAUUCGAAGUUUAUGAAACUACAUCUGAUGUUAUCCUGAUUUUGGAACUAGUCUCGGGUGGUGAAUUAUUCGAUUAUGUAUCAGCCAAAGAGUGCCUUGGUGAAACUGAAGCAGCAGCUUUUAUCCAACAAAUUUUAUUUGCUAUCAAACAUCUUCACGAUAAUCACAUCGUUCAUUUGGAUAUUAAGCCAGAGAAUGUAAUGCUCAGGAAGAGAGGUGAAUCAAAGAUUAAACUCAUUGAUUUUGGUCUUUCAAGAAGGAUUUUACCGGGAACGGUUGUUAAAGAUAUGAUAGGUACACCAGAAUUUGUGGCUCCCGAAGUUGUCAAUUAUGAACCCUUAUCAACUGCCACCGAUAUGUGGGCAUUGGGCGUUGUCACCUAUAUAUUAUUAAGUGGUGGUUCACCGUUUCUUGGUGAAACACGUGAUGAAACGUUUGUAAAUAUAUCAGCUGUAAAUUAUCACUUUAGCGAGCGUUAUUUUGAACAUAUUUCACCAUAUGCAAAAGAUUUUAUCAGUCAUCUAUUUAUUCGAGAUCAACGUAAACGAGCCACUGUUGAUGAAUGUCUCAGACAUCCAUGGAUUCGAGGCCCUGAUGGAUUGGUUAAUGAUGUUCGUCAAUACUCGAUGAUUUCGAUGGCACAAAUACGUUCUUUCAAAAUACGCUUAAGAUGGAGGAGAGCUGUAGAUAUCGUAAUAGCUUGCAAUAGAAUGACCGCAGAUGCACGAUCCACCAUACAAAAAGCUUUAGAAGCUGGUCGAUCGGUCAGUUCACGAUUCGAUCCUGAAGAAUUAAUCGUCUCAGCAAUGCUAAUUGCAUGUGAAGAAGGUAAUUUAGCAGGACUUGAUCAAUUGGCUGUAUUACAUCGAAUCAAUUUAAAUAUUGCUAAUCGGAUGGGUGAAACAGCGAUGCAUGUAGCUGCAGGUGCAGGACAAUUUGAUGUUGUACAUUAUUUGCAUAUGAAAGGUGCUGCAUUAGAUGUACCUGAUCGACGUGGUGAUACACCACUCUUUUGGGCGACACGGAAUGGUCGUACUAACAUCGUAAGCUAUAUUAUCAAUGAGGAAAAUGUGAACAUUAAUGCUGUCAACAAGAAUAAUGAAAGUGUACUUCAUGUAGCAACUCGUUAUGCGCAACUUGAAUCGGCGCUAUUGUUAGUUGAACAUGGAGCUAACUCAUCGUUACAAGAUGAGCAUAAUGAGACAGCAUUGCAUAUUGCAAGUUGGCAUGGAUAUGCAGCACUUCUUGGGAUAUUAUGCAAGUUCAAUCCACCUCUUCAUCUCAAAAAUCAGGAUGGUGAGACAGCUUUACAUUGUGCAGCAGCUCGUGGACAUGCGGAAUGUGUCCAGUCAUUGCUGGAUGCUGGUACACCGGUAGAUGCUACUGAUCAGAGUGGACAAACAGCGUUACAUCUUGCUUUAAGGCGUUCACAAAUUGACAUUGCAUUACUUCUGUUAACAAAAGGUUGCAAAUUGGAUGUACAAGAUGAGAAUGGUGACACAGCUUUGCACAUUGCCUCUCGCAUUGGACUUCUAUCGGUUGUUCAAACGCUUUGUCAUCUUGGUGCUCUUGUCGACAUUGUUAAUCAGAAUUCAUUAACACCACUACAUCUUGCUGCUAAAGAAGGUCACAUUGAAAUUGUUCGUUGUUUAUGCUUUUUUGGCGCAAACGUUCUUCGAAAAAAUAAGGACGGACUUACAGCUGAAAUUAUUGCGCUUGCUCAAGAGCAUACACAAAUUGGUACACUUUUAGCGAAAAUGAAAUUAGAUCAAACACGUGAUACUUACGUGGAACAAUUAUGUCCUUUGGAAAUGCCAUUACGUCGAAUUAAAUUGAAAGUAUUUGGACAUUGUGGUGUUGGUAAAACUCGAUUAAUAUGUUCACUUCAAUGUGGUAGCAUGAUUGGUUCUAUAAUUGGUGCUGUUCAACGACGUUUUUCAGAUAAUCCAUCUCCUUCUUCCUCAACAACUACAUCAAAUCCCUCGCAAGAUGAAGGGAUCAAUUCAUUUGAUGAUUCAGUGGAAUCGAAUAAUAAUAUGAAAGGUAAUCGAAGGCGAACAGUGCCACAUGUACAGUAUACUCGUGGAAUUGAUGUACAAAAUGUUACAUUACAAGGAUGUGGUGAAUUUUCGGUGUGGGAAUUUGGUGGUUAUGAACCAUAUCAUAUGGCAUACGAUCAUUUUGUUGGUAAUACUGAUUGUGUUCAUGUAAUUGUAUAUCGUUGUACCGAUCCGACAGAGAUACAAUACAAACAAGUGCUUUAUUGGAUGAAUUUCUUGAAGGGACGUGUCACACCAAGUGAACCGAUUGGACAUUGCGGAAUCAUUUCACGAAGAAGCAAGGUUAUAAUAAUUGGUAGUCAUGCGACGCCAGCACUUUUUCCGCAACGGAACAGCGAUGGCGAUUACAUUUCAUCAGAUGGUGACGCAAUGCUGAAAACUAUUCGUUUACGUUUUGAGACACAUUUUGAUAUACACGAUCAGUUAAUUCUACUUAAUUCAACUCAAAAUAAUUGCCCAGGGAUGAAAUCACUCAAAGCAUAUCUUUCAAAAGCACGCGAAUCCAUACUUUCGCGAUUGCAAAAACCUUUGGGUUUAUUGGACAUGACUGUACAAUACAUUGUUGGUAUACGUAAGCAGCAUACCUUCUUUCCGGUGAUAACAUGGCCACAUUUUACAAAUUUAGUACGGAAUGAGGUGAAUUCACUAGCAGGUGAUAAUCAUUGUAGACAAUUAAUUCAGCAAUUACAACUUAUUGGCGAGGUUGUCUAUCUACGGGAUGAGGUUUCAGAACUGGAUUAUGUUGUACUAUCACCGGAAUGGCUUGGUACUCAUGUAUUGGGCAAUCUCCUUUCUGCAGAAUUUUUAUCACAGUGUCAUAUGAAUGGUUGUUACUCAAUUGAUGAUUUUGCACCAAUAUAUCCAGAAAUUGCGGAUCCGGCAGAUUUACUACGAAUUUUGGACACGUUACAACUUUGUGCACCCACUGAUUCUGAUGGUGAAGCGGAAUUUGAAUUCCCAGCCUUUAAUAUUUUAAAUCCUCCAAAAGAUAUUUGGCAACGUGAUCGAUUAACAUAUGUUUAUGGUGGAGUACGGGUUUUACCAAUGCGUGGAAUGGAACGUUCACUUCAGAGUACAUUUCCGCGAAUACAAGUUGCAUUACGUCGAUCAAUGCAUGAUUUUCAGGAUCCAAUGGAUGCAGAUUUGAUGCAAUGGAAUGGUUGUAGUAAAAUGAGUUCUGGUCAGAUGGAAGCAUUAGUUCGUUUACAUGGUGAUGCGGUUGAAAUUCAAGUACGUGGUCCAUCUGAAAUAUCCACAUCAUGUUUUUAUUUCUUGGAAGAUAUAACAAAUCUUGUCGAGCAAACAGCUCAAGAAGUAGCACCAGGAAUUUCCCUUGAACGACAUUUCCUUUCACCUAAACAUUUACGAGAACAUUUAGUAAAUCCGGCAGUUUAUGCUCCGGAAACAAUUAUGGCAAUGCAACAAGCCGAAUCGUUGACCAUUCGUAAUAAUCAGGAAGGUGAUGAGUUAUUUACGGACGUUGUAUGUUUCGGAUCACGUGAUGUAGCUGCUGUAUUAACGCUUGGUAUUGACGUUGGAGUUGCACAACUUCAACUUGCAUCACGUUGUGAAUUAGCUGCUCUUUUGGAUCCUUCAGAUGCAAUGGGUAGAGAUUGGUCUAUUCUUGCGGUCAAAUUAAAUCUUACUGAUCAGCUACCAGAAGUAGAUUCAACAGGACAAAGUCUUUCGAGAACCGAUCAACUUUUAGCGGAAUGGGCAUUACAAUGUCCAGAAACAGCAACUGUUGGUCGUUUAUGUACUGUUCUCGAGGAACUUGGAAGGCAGGAUGCUCGAGAUGCCCUUUAUAGGACUGUACCACUCUAUUUGUUUGCUCCGAUAGAUGAGCAACCGGUGGCACAUUUAACGGAAUACGGUGAUUCGGGUGUGGUUUCUUCAACACAAUCAACAAUUGAUCCAUGCUCUGCUUCAAAUCUUUCACGAUAG
Messenger RNA from Loa loa (African eye worm), 4299 nucleotides. RefSeq names its product CAMK/DAPK/DAPK protein kinase. NCBI's taxonomy places the organism in Eukaryota, Metazoa, Nematoda, Chromadorea, Rhabditida, Onchocercidae. Bases 1 to 4299 code for a protein of 1432 amino acids. Gene Ontology annotation, molecular function: protein binding; protein serine/threonine kinase activity; ATP binding. Gene Ontology annotation, cellular component: nucleus. The record is from RefSeq and is a predicted model, not a curated record. The transcript is spliced from 29 exons. Gene Ontology annotation, biological process: intracellular signal transduction; protein phosphorylation; positive regulation of apoptotic process.